CCAAAAGGGGCUCAAUUUCUACAAGCGCAAUGAUAGUGUUGAUACAGGAACUGCCUCAGCUUCAUUCUACAAGCGCCAAGCGGGAAGGAUUCGGCUAUUCAAGUUUACGCUCCAUUCCCCAUCAAUGGAAUUUCAAAUUCAAUUCUAAAGCCUCGUGGAAGUGCUUUUGCAACAAGAACGAAACUAUCCAUGAAGCUUCUCAGGGUUUUUCUGCUCUGCCACCGGAUGCCCCUUGGGAUAAUGCUACUGCUUGGAGUACAAUGGCUCUUUACAUUUUCAGCUUGCAUAUUCCUUUGAGCUUUGGAAGCUUGUCUUUCGUUUCCCAAUUAAUGCGUAUACCUGUUCUUGAUCCUCAAACUAAGGCGCUCUCAAGGCUUGGAAUUCAAACUGUUGAGUUCAUUGUGACCCUUCUUCUACUAAAGGUCACUGCUAAACCAAACUACAGAUUCAGAAACUUCUUUAGAGCUCAUAACUUAGGCGGCAAAAGGAAUUGGCUGUUUGCAUCAGCUUUUGGAUUUGGGUUCCUCGUGUCAUUAGUUUUCCUUACAUCAAUUCUUGCAGAAACAGUGGUUGGACCGAAGGCUGUAAACAGCCCUGUGCUGAAGGAGAUUCUUGACAGCAGCAACAUCUCAAGAGCGGCAUGCUUCAUAGCGUACUGUGUUGUGACACCCUUCUUGGAAGAGACUGUUUACAGAGGCUUUCUAUUGGCAUCAAUAUCAUCAGAGAUGCAAUGGCAGCAAGCAGUUCUCGUCAGCUCCGCGGUCUUCAGUGCAGCUCACUUGUCUGGUGAAAAUUCUUUACAACUCUUCAUCAUUGGGUGUGUCCUAGGAUGCUCGUACUGUUGGACUGGCAAUUUAAGGUCUUCAAUCCUCAUACAUUCCUUGUACAAUGCAAUGACCCUUCUUUUAACUUACCUAUCCUAAUGACUACAUACAUUUCUUCCUAGUUCUACUUCA
This is a messenger RNA of Cucurbita pepo subsp. pepo (vegetable marrow), 956 nucleotides long. Its product is annotated as CAAX amino terminal protease family protein. Gene Ontology annotation, cellular component: membrane. NCBI's taxonomy places the organism in Eukaryota, Viridiplantae, Streptophyta, Magnoliopsida, Cucurbitales, Cucurbitaceae. The record is from RefSeq and is a predicted model, not a curated record. Gene Ontology annotation, molecular function: metalloendopeptidase activity. Gene Ontology annotation, biological process: CAAX-box protein processing.